This is a messenger RNA of Yarrowia lipolytica CLIB122, 429 nucleotides long. RefSeq lists its product as uncharacterized. The record is from RefSeq and is a predicted model, not a curated record. Lineage: Eukaryota; Fungi; Ascomycota; Dipodascomycetes; Dipodascales.
AUGUCCAGCAAAAUCCCACGGUUCACCGUUCCCAUCGGAUACGUGGUUCCCGACUUUCCAUCGCUCUACUGGCCCGUGGGAUCAACAAAACCCCACUACGACAUUGCAAAUCUGUACUACACAUACGACAUUUGGCGGUUCACGGUGAUCUGGACCCUGAUAUUUUUUAUGGGGUUUCACAUGAUAGCCGCCACGUGGGCAGGAGUGGUCAAGCGGAACCUGAGAGACGCUCUGGCCAUUUUUGCUGUGUAUGUUGUCAUUGGAGGAAUCGAGGCUGUGGUCAGUGGCUCCAUUGUCGGUCUGAUUUUGACCGGGGUUUACCGCGCAGGGCUGUGUUCGAUAUCUACAUGGAUCCCCAUGUGUUGGGCCGUCGUUCAGAUUCUGUGGAUGGUCUUUACUAGUUACUCCAUGAUGAAUGUUUUCAUGUAG